AUGUCGUACAAAAUGUUACGGAACUCAAUAAAAUUGCUUAAAACUGGGAAUCAUUGCAAACUUCUGAGUGCGGUAAGGUACAGGGAUCCUGAUGUUAGGAGUUUUAUUACGAUAACACAAAACUAUACUGAAAAUUUUCAAACAAACAAGAUAAAACCUUUUAUUUUAAAAACGGAUGUCCGUACAAUGUUUAUCCAAACUCAAGAAACUCCGAACCCUAACAGCCUAAAAUUCCUUCCUGGUACAAAAGUGUUGGAGCCUGGUCAAACAUUGGAUUUCCCUAAUAUAGGAGCAGCUCACUGUAGUCCUCUAGCUAAAAUGCUAUUUCGCAUUGAAGGUGUGAAAGGAGUGUUUUUUGGAUCUGAUUUUGUCACAAUCACAAAACAAGAUGAUGAUGUAGAUUGGAAGCUGGUUAAACCUGAAGUAUUUGCUACAAUAAUGGAUUUCUUUGCUAGCGGCUUACCUGUUGUUACUGACGCUAAACCUUCGGGAGAUACACAAAUAAAUGAAGAUGAUGAUGAAAUAGUACAAAUGAUAAAAGAACUGUUGGAUACAAGAAUCAGACCGACGGUUCAAGAAGAUGGUGGUGAUGUUCUGUUUGUGGACUUCAAGGAUGGUGUUCUAAGACUCAAAAUGCAAGGAUCCUGCUCGUCAUGCCCCAGCUCCAUUGUGACUUUGAAAAAUGGGGUCCAAAACAUGAUGCAGUUUUAUAUCCCUGAAGUUUUAGCCGUUGAACAAAUAGAUGACGAAGGGGACAAGCUUAGUGAAAAAGUUUUCAAAGAAUUUGAGCAGCUGAAGAAUAAACAGAAGAAAGAAUAG
Molecule: messenger RNA, 819 nt
Organism: Danaus chrysippus (African queen)
Lineage: Eukaryota; Metazoa; Arthropoda; Insecta; Lepidoptera; Nymphalidae
Source: the annotation of a GenBank genome assembly